Ostreobium quekettii is the source of this 1095-nucleotide messenger RNA. The record is from the annotation of a GenBank genome assembly. Lineage: Eukaryota; Viridiplantae; Chlorophyta; Ulvophyceae; Bryopsidales; Ostreobiaceae.
AUGCGCCGUGGCGCGCGCUGCUGGCCGGGGGGUCUGGGGGCCAGGAGGGACCAUGCCGGGAGGCGUGGCGUGGAGCCAGCAGGUUGGGAAGACCGCGAGGGGAUUUCAGGAAAGCCCUCUCGGGCGCUGGGAGCCCGUCGCCGCGGCGCGGGCGGUUUUGGCGCCGGCGUCGAAGCGCGGCAUGGGCGCGAUGUGCCGCGACUGAUUGUUCUGGCGCGGUGCGCGCAGGAGGACGAGAAGCUGAGGCUGCUGGUGGACGAGUACGGCGACAAGCGCUGGUCGCUGAUCGCCGCCAAGCUCGGCACGAAGGAGAGCAAGCAGGAGGACUCCGCGCUGAAGACGCUGCACGAGGUGCAUGGCAACCGAUGGACCCUUAUCGCGCGGCUGGUGGGCGGCCGCACCGACAACGCGGUGAAGAACCGCUGGGCGGCGCUCCUGCGGCGCAAGGCCACGGUGGGCAGGCGGCGAGGGCGGCCGUCCGCGCACGGGCGGCUGAGGGGCAUGACGAAGGACGGCGCGCUCCUUCAGCAAGGACAUCGGAGGAGGGGACGGCGGCCGAAGGCUGUGCUUGGUGCGCCCGGAGUGAAGGAAGAGCCCACGAGCCACGGCAUGUCCGGACCCGUGGAUGAGCAGGUGCUCAUCAAUGUCCCCCACAGCGUGGCCAAUUAUGGGGACCAAGCACCGGAAUUCGACUCUCUUGUGGACACCAUGUUUGGGCCAACGAGUCUCCCUCUCACAGAUGGUUUAACAUGCUUCCCCACUGACUUUGCUCCAGUCGAGGUUCCAAUCAGCAGCGGACAUCCAGGGACGCCUGAUGGCGACUGCGCGAUGGAGGUGUCUAUGCCCUUCAGCCCAGCCUUGGAGUGGUACUCACCAGAGCAUUUCACCAGUGGCGAUCGGGCCAGCCAGUUCUCAACUGUGCCUCUUGCCGCCUUGGAGGCAAGUCUGGAUCCGCAGUCGCCAACGAGCCAUGCGGCCAGGCUCGGGCUCAUGCCUGACAAGCUGGGGGCCACCGGGGGAAAGUUGCCUCUCUUUUCGCAGAUCGAGCUGGACAUGCUUAUCAAAGCACUGCGGAUAGAUUUCCUGCAGCAAUAA